UCGCAUCAUCCAGAGUAGCGGCCGCGGCGGGCCGCGCGCCCUGAACCUACUGAGCGGCGGCCAUUACACUUUGUUGCAGGAAGCUGCACAAGAACCGCCUGGAGGAAUUGUCCGCCCUCCUCUUCCUGCGACUGGCCAACGUUCGCACAAUCGACAUGUCGUGGAACGGGCUGCGCCGCUUGCCGGUGGGUCUGUUCAGGGGCUCCCCCCGCCUGGGCCUGCUGCGCCUCUCCCACAACGCCCUGAGCCAGCUGCCGGGCGCCCUGCUGGCCGGCCUGGAGCGUCUGGAGGAGCUGGACUUGGCCGGCAACCGCCUGGAAAGCCUGCCGCCGGAGCUGUUCGCGCAGCUGGGCGCGCUGCGACGCCUCCGCCUGGACGACAACCGCAUCAAGGUGCUGCCGCAGGGGCUGUUCACCGACCUGCGCCAGCUGGACUACCUCAGCCUGAGGAAGAACAGGCUGUCCACGCUGCGGCCGGGUGUGUUCGACACCCAGAUCCACCUCACCGUGCUCGAGCUGUCCGCCAACAAGAUCGCCUCGCUGGAGGGGAACGAGUUCCGUUGGCUGCAGUCGCUGGUGGAGUUGCACCUGGGCCAGAAUGCUCUGGGGGAGCUGCCCAGCGGCCUGCUGUCCGGGACGCCGCGACUGCGCAAGCUGUUUCUGUACAACAACAACCUGGAAGCGCUGGGCCCGGAGGCGCUCCGGGGGCCCUCCAACCUCACUGCACUCCUGUUGAACAACAACCUCCUGCGAAGGCUCGCGUCAGACACCUUUGCGGCCGUUCCCCGCCUUCAAAAACUGCAAGUUGAUAGCAACAAGUUCCAGUUCCUUCCCGAAGGGUCCCUGGACUACCUGCAGGAGCUGGAGUCGCUGAAACUGGCCAAGAAUCCGUGGCACUGCGAUUGCGCUGUUCUUUACCUCGCGACGUGGCUGCGGGCGCACCGUCGCCUCGUCUGGGACUCGAACCCCAAGUGCCGCGGCCCAGGGGACCUCGGCGGCCGCCUGCUGGAGAGCAUGACGUUCGACGACCUCUGCGAGGGGCAGUGGGCGUCCAUGGUGCGCCUCUCGCCCCGUGUCCCGGUCAAGGCCGCCGCCAUGGCUGCCGCCGCAGCGGCCGCGGCGGCCGCGGCUCAGGAGGCUGACGACGAGGCCGGGAGCGCGGCUGGUCUGGCGCCCGCGCCCGCACCACGGCCCUUGCCCGGCUCUGACAAGCUGCCCGGGGAGGACGCAAUCUUCUCCCUGGGCAACGUGAAGGUCAACCUCGGCCCACCCGGGGACAACAGCAACUUCAACACCUGACGGCGUCCUCCAAAUAGCGUCCUCCUGAUAGCGUCCUGCUGACGGCGUCCUCCCGACGGUGUCCUGGCCGCGUCCUGACCGCGUCCUGGCGGCGUCCGGACGGGAGCAGAGUGCUGCCCCUCCGUGCCCCACUGAACCGUCCAGACUGUUUCAAUAAAGCGGACCCCUCCGUC
Messenger RNA from Frankliniella occidentalis (western flower thrips), 1471 nucleotides. RefSeq names its product leucine-rich repeat-containing protein 15-like. Lineage: Eukaryota; Metazoa; Arthropoda; Insecta; Thysanoptera; Thripidae. Bases 156 to 1298 code for a protein of 380 amino acids. The record is from RefSeq and is a predicted model, not a curated record. The transcript has 6 exons. Gene Ontology annotation, molecular function: protein binding.